UUCAGGGGUGGAUUGAGCGGCUCCCCACUGCUGCACCAACGAACAACCCGUGGCUCCGCUGCGGAGUGUUCCAGCACGGCAGCCGAGCUGAACUUUUCAACCCACAAGUUUAUCCAGUCCACAAUGUGCAACCGGUUCAAGGAAGGGAGCGUGGAGAAGUUGGGAUUCAUCCUCUCCAACGCGUAG
This is a messenger RNA of Phytophthora sojae, 186 nucleotides long. RefSeq lists its product as hypothetical. The transcript has a single exon. NCBI's taxonomy places the organism in Eukaryota, Oomycota, Peronosporomycetes, Peronosporales, Peronosporaceae. The record is from RefSeq and is a predicted model, not a curated record. The annotation marks the transcript as partial.